This is a messenger RNA of Protopolystoma xenopodis, 258 nucleotides long. NCBI's taxonomy places the organism in Eukaryota, Metazoa, Platyhelminthes, Monogenea, Polystomatidea, Polystomatidae. The record is from the annotation of a GenBank genome assembly.
GCUUUGUGGACCGACGGAACCUUAGCCCCAUAAAGUCGGACUCUUCCCUCAAACUUGCCUCUACGCCUUCUGCUGUUUCCUCUUCAUAUCCUUCCGUCUCGCCUGGUUCAUCUCCAUCUGAGCAUGAAAGUGUCUUUGGCACAUGCCAUUGCGGCGACCGGUGGCGACAGAUUGAACAUUUAAUCGAAAUAGCCAAGCCAGAGUUCUUCAGGGGCGAGCUCACCGCCAGAAUGCUGCUACGAUCCACCCCCAACGCUG